CAAAUAUUUCUUGUCACAAGAUUUGACUUUUAUUUAAAUCAUUAGUGAUUCGCACGCAUUUUUUACAUGUCAUUAUCGUAGAAUAGUUUAAAAUUACUAUGCAUUAGAUACCGGAAAUGACGCACUGUAAACAAUAUGGUGGAAUAAAUAUUUUUGUUUCAAUUUGAUUGAAAAUGCAAGUUGCAACAGGACGAUUAUGAUUUUUGCUAAAUUUUUAGUUAGUGGAAGAAAAACUGUGCAAAGAUUUUCCAUUAGAUAAGAAGACAACACAAGAAUUCCCAUGGAAAAUCCUGAAAACAACACAAGAAUUCCCAUGGAAAAUCCUGAAGAAAUACUACCAGAAAUUUUAGCAACCUUGUUUACAACAUCCUCCCCGGCUACUGAGCUCGAGUCACUUCAGCUGAUUCAUAAACAGUUGCGCUCCCUGUCUUCAGGUCAUAGCAGACAUGUAUCAGACUUUGAUCUUAAAUUUUCAUUGACAGCACUUGAAGGAAAUCCAUACCAAGAUGUCAGUAUUGAAGUAUUAUGUAAAACGCAAAAUUUAUUGAAUAAAUUUACAUGCUACUUGUUAGAGCGGAGGUUUGGUUGGUCUGAGUCCAAUCAGGAAACUGGUGGACGUCGUGUUCGGAGAAUGUCAUGUACUGGAGUUACCCUAGAAGCCAGUGACGGACAACAGAAAGCUUUUAUCAAUGAUCUUAUUGACAGUUUGAUUCAAUGGUUGAUACAUCAGAAGAUCACAGAAUCACUUUUAAAGGCUUUUGAAUACACAUUGAAGCAAGUAACAAAUAUGCCUGUUGUCAGAAACAGAGCUGUGGUUCACAUUAUGGAUUGGUUAAAAGAAAACAGGGAGAAUCUCAAAACAUGUUUAUCAUGUUGCACAAUAUUGGUGUUAAUACAGAUGUCAUUAACAGAUGUGUGGUCAGCUAUCAGAAAUUCUUGUUCUAAACAGUUGGGUCACAUCACACCUUACCUGCCUCUCCAGUACCAAGAGGAACUUUUCAAUCAGUUAGUCACAAUUUGUAAGUGUCCAAAAAGUUCCUGGCAAGCCAAAGAGGGUGCAAUCAUGGGUAUAAAUGCUAUGGUACAUCACUACCAAGACAAAACAGAUGUCAACUUUGGAUUGGAGGAGGAAUACAAGAAAUGCCCAGCACCAGAAUAUAUAUCUAGUCAAAUACAUGAUGUUGUGUUUACACUUCUAUCUAACCCACAGCUUACCAUCAGAGAGAAUGCUGCUAAAGCUAUUUCAGGUUACAUAUCCUCUGCUGACAUGAAGGAAGCCUUGUCAACAUUUGAACAAGUACUGACUCUACUGAGAAAUGAUGUCUUUGUUUCAGACCAAGUACAAACAGUUAUCUUACCAAUAGAAUUAUUGGAUGACUAUGCAGCAGAAGGCUUCUUAAAUGUCAGUUUGUUUAUACUGAAAGUUUUGCCAUUGAAGGUACUUUUACCAAGAUGGCCUCAAUAUAUAUCAACAUUCCUCUUAUAUCUAUCUCAUCAGGCCUCCACAGUCAGGCAGGCAGCCAGUAAUAUAUUCAAAUAUCUAGUUGCCAAGAGUAGUCAUUGUGUUGUGUUAGUAAAACUGGUUCUUCAGUGUUUGAUCCAGGACUGGGAACCAGACAUAACCCACCUGACAAUACCACAUGAUCAUCACCAUAGUAUGUUAUCUCAGGGAUCCAGGAUACCUUCUGUAAACUCUGCAAAUGGUUUAUCCUUAUUACAAGCAUGGGAAAGUAGAGAAGGGAGGCUUUUUGCUUAUGAACUGAUUUUGAAAUAUCUGUUGAAAAACCAUUGGCUUUAUACAUUUGGUCCUGCAGGUGCUAGUUAUAUUGAAAAGUAUCAAACUACAGAGACAGAGGCUGAUGGUAGAGGUGAUGGUAUAACAGGUAAUGGAUCACAUAUGCUAUAUAAGUCACACACCAUUGAUGCUGGACAAGAGUAUGGAUCCCAGCAUCAGAAUGGUACAGUGGAUAGGUCUCGCAAACAUACUCAUUCCCUGUCUGAGGGUCUAGAAUCUCCUUAUAAUCUUAAUGGGUCCAGUAUUCCUGUGGAAUCCUCUUGUAAUCAUGGGUCAGAGGAAGUGUUUCAUCAUGGACCAAGUCAGUUUGAUACAACAUACUCAAUACUGAUGCAAAUACAGGUGCUAGAAAGAUCAAAUAAAAAGAAAAAUCAAAAGAAUUGUCAGCAUUAUAUGCAUAGUACAUCAUUAGAGGAGGUGGAGAAAUUACUCAAAAAUAGUCAACAGAAUAAUUCUAAAGUAGAAGAACUCCUCAAAAAAGAUGUACAUGUGGUAGAUGUGGAUUUUCUCAGCAAUAUCUUAAUAACAAUUCUUCAUCAGACAUUACAGUGUAUGUCAGACAAUCAGUGGGAACUCAAAAGGAUGUCUAAACAGGUUUUACCAUGUUUAGCAGAGGUGAUACGAUGGUAUGACAUCAAUAUUUUAGAAAAUAUAUGGAAAGCUUACUUGCCAAAGAAAACUUGCCUGUUGACAUAUGCUGCUUCUGUAAUGUUAAAGGAAUCAGUGGUGCAUUGUGUCAAGUUACUUCCCUUGUUACAGAAACCACCUAAUGCAUGGCAGGACCAUGACAUGUGUAAACGAGUGAUAUCUAAAAUAGUCUCUAGUGUAACAGUGAAUAUACAGAGUUAUCUGCCCUAUGUUGACACAUUACUACAACGACCUGUGUUUGACAGAUUAUCAGUGAUCUCAGCCAGUACAAUUAUAGCAGCACACAGUUAUUUUAACAUUCCUAAUGAUCAGAGAUUUAGUCAGAUAGCUACCCUGUUGUCUUUCUGGAAGUUACUGUUUUGUUUUUCUCACCCUAAUACUAGAAUUUCCAAAGAGCUACUACAAGGAGCAGAUAUACGUCUCUUCUCCUCACCAUUUGAAGGAUACCUCAGCUGUUGUCUGGUGAAACCAGAGACAAAACUACAGUGUGCCAAACAGGUUGAGAAGUUUUUUGUGACUGAAGUCCACCAUGGGAUCAAGCCAUUCCUUCUGAGUAUACCUGUAGAAAGUUCCUCACUUAUGUUACCUGUUGUAGCUCAUUAUACUGGACUAUUUAUAGAUAAUAAUCAUGUCUGUAAAACUAUGUGUGAUUGUUUGAAUACCUUGGGUUCUAAAAUAACAGAUUUUGUGAGUGGUUUGACAGAUCAACAACAGAUACAAGGUUGUCUGAAGUGUAUACAUCUUACUCUGAAGGAGCUAGCAGCUAUAAUUACAAUGAAGACUGCAGACCUACAUAUGGUACAGAAGAUUCUCUCAGCUUAUUUAGUCCUGUGUAAAGUCAUUAAUCCUACCAGACAUCUUCGAAUAAUACUGGUUGCUAUAUGUUCCAGAGUUAGUGAUAAUGUGUAUUUUAACAUGGAGAAUUCCCCACGGCAGGAUGAUGACUUUAACCUGUUAUCAAAUGAUAUCCCUAUGUCUGGUAGUCCUGACUGUAUGGAUGAAUGGGAUGGUGAAGAUACAGCUAUUAUGGCAAACAGUCCUGGUACUUUUCCUGAAUGUUUGACUUUAAACUUGAGUAAUAACAGUGGUAGUUUACCAUCUGGGAGACUCAGUGCCCUGAGUCAGCAUAGCGACAGGGGAGGUAAUAAGUCUCCAGCGGAAAGUGAAAGUGAGGAUGAGAGUUCUGAUUGGGACAGCUGGGAUGAGGAACCUGAGGGACAUUCUGCAUUAAAUGAGACCUUCUUUGAUUUUCUACAGAAACUGAAAAAGAUUUGCAGUUCAGGUUCAAAUGACAGUUUUACAUUAGAAGUGAAGAAAUUAGAAAGCAGAGAAAAGUCUUUAAUUAAAAGUUUACUGGAUUGGUAGAUGUAGGCUUGUCAUUGUUGUUAAUCUAAUAACCAAAAUAUGAAAGGUUUACUACACUAUAGAUUUACUGGACUCAAAACAUGAAAAGAUGAGAUUAGUCAAACAAAAGCUAGUGAAUACUGAUCAAACAAAGACUGGGGAUUGCUCGAUCAAAAACAGCUAGUGAUUACUCGAUCAAAAACAGAAAGGUGAUUACUCGAUCAAACAAAGGCUGGCGAUUACUCGAUCAAAAACAGCUAGUGAUUACUCGAUCAAAAACAGAAAGGUGAUUACUCGAUCAAACAAAGACUGGUGAUUACUCGAUCAAACAAAGAAAAUACUGGAUCAAACAAUAGUUCACUCAAUUAUCAUAUCAGAUGUUUCUAUAUUUUAUAGAUUUAAAAUAAAUCUAGUGAGGGUUUUUUUCAUUGCUUAAUGAAUUAUUCACUAGAUUUAUGAAUUUUUUUUAUCAAUUUUUCUUAAUGUUUGUCUAGAUAGUUAAGUAAAAUUGUGAAAUCAGCUCAUUUUUGUAAUUUAUAGUGCCAAAUUAAUAUUUUUCUCUCAAUUUUUUGUUUACAAGAAAUAAAAUCAGUGGCAUAUUCAAAAAGCUUCAAAUCUGCAUAGGGGCCUCGGUGGCUGAGUGGUCUAAGUAGUUACUACUGUAAUCACUAGCCAGUCAACACUGAGGUUGUGAGUUCGAACCCCGCUCGUGCAAGUGCACUCAACUCUAAUCUUAAUUGACUAGGAUCGUCAGUUUUCCUAUCGAAGGUCUGUGGUUUUCUCCGGGCACUCCUGCUUCCUCCACCAAUAAAAACUGGCCGCCACGAAAUUGCCCAAAAGCGGUGCUUAAAAGUGGCGUUAAAACACCAAAAAUCAAAUCAAAUCAAAUCUGCAUAUCCAUUACUUGUUCUGAAAAAAAAUAAAAAUCAAGAUAUUCUCUUUUGAAAGUAGAGAUGAUCAUAAAAUAUUUUGAUGCCUAACACAUUUUCCUUUUUUUUGUUAUGUUAAAGUUUUUAAUUAAUAGGUACAAGGGUUUGUGGUUAUUUAACCUUUUUUUCAUUGUAUUAUGAAUUCCUAGUCCUAAAACAUUGAUAUUGACAAAUGCAUAGCUUUAAUUGUAUCACUCUGAUUGUCACAUGUCUGUCAUGUGGUAUUAUUCAACAGUCAUGUGAUUAUUUUCCUGAAUAUAUUUUCCUCUAGACCUGACUUGGGUAUAGAAUCUCGGUGACAAGUGUUGAUUAUCAAUAUUUCGUGUAUGUUUAGGUAAAAACCUUACUAUACUUGAUUUGAAAAAAAAUGUAUUACUUGUAAAUCUACCAUGCAUGAAGUAUGUUAAAAAUUGAACUAUGAACAUGAAUAAGAAAUGAUGUGUCCCUUGUUAAUCUACCAUGCAUCAGUGUUCUCCCCAGGCCGUUUUAGCGUCGCGGCACCGAGACGCUAUAUUUUUUUCCCGUGAUGCUAUAAUAAUUUCCACGACGCUAUAAUUAUUUUGAGGAUGCUAUUUUUCUUGUCUCUAUAUCGCAAAACCAUGUCCUAAAUUUUGAACUUUCAUCUAAUUACCGCUUGUGAUCAUAAAAAUUAUAUCACCUUUAAUUGUAAUCCCUUCAAGUCCGAGGCAAUUUAGAGUGAUUAAAUAGGUGUAAAUUGCCCUUUGGGUGAUAACUGAAUGGAUACGAAUACCCCAAGCUGACACUUGUGACAUGACUAAUACCACGUGGUCCAAUCGCAAAUUUCAACAUGGAGAAAAUUUAAUCAGAAAAUCAAAAAACAAUUCGAAAUCUACGUUUGCAUUAAUCCAAAUUCAAAGAUACAAACGAUUUCUCUCUUUAAGAAAAGAGGUUAGGUCGUAUAUUUUUACAUUUUAUAAAAAAAUUACUUUCUUUCAUUUCCGGUAUCUAGUUAAUAGAGAGCGUACAUGGCGUAUAUUAAACAUUUUGAUUUUGAGUUAAAUAAGUUUGAUACUCCUUUAGAAAGAGAUCAUAAUUGGCUUUAGUUAAUGUUUCAUCCAUUUAAUGCAUUUAAAGCGUCAUAUGCAUUCCCAAUCUCUUGUCAAACAUUGUUUAUUUUCGUAAAUUUUUCUUCCGCCGCCAUUAUAUAUGUGUAAACUACGGAUCGGAACCGGACCAGAUAUGACAAAAUUCUGCAUUUUUACGAUAAUAACUACAGAUGCACACAUGGCACAGUAGACAGAAAAAAUUAUCACAAAAGAGAAAACUACGCAUUCCACACGCAUUAACAGACUAUCUAUUAGAUAUCUUUGCUAAAUGUAUUCUCUUUGAAAAAGCAUUGUUUUAAUAUACUGACUAAACAUGCUAAAGUAGCUUAACUUUGUUAAAAAUAUAUAUCAUUUUGAUAUAAAGAAACAACUGGGACUAAUUCAUUGAGUACCAUUAAACAAUGAAUUUCAUAGACAUGAUAAAGAAAAAAGUUUUUUAAUUGAAAUGUUAUUGCUAUAUGAUACAUUCUCUUCCCUUUUUAUAUAAAAACCAGUUCUUUUUUGUGCUAGAUUUUUAGUAUUUCAUAUAUACAGGUUGCACUAUAAUAAACCAUUCAUUCAUUCAUUCAUUCAUUCAUUUAGUUGAGUAGGUAGGGUAACUGGAACCACACAUAUAUUUUUAUUUGGUCCAAGAGGAAAAAAUUAAUUCUGUAACUAUAAAUGAAUAUAGAAAACAUAAACUGAAACAACUGUUAUCAUGGUUAUAGUUUAAUUGUAUUCUCAGUUAUGAAUUGAACAAUAUUAUUAUAAACAUAUAUAACAUAAAGGAAAUAGAUCAUCGCCGCGAUGCAUCAAAUGUCAUUGAAAAAAAAUGGGGUUUUUUUUACGCCAAAUGUGAUGCUAUCCAAAAUUUCUAGGGAGAACACUGUGCAUGAAGCGUCAUGGCCGUACAGUGACCUUUAGUUGUUGUUUACAUCAUUUGGUCUCUGGUGGAGAGUUGUCUCAUUGGCAAUCAUACCACAUCUUCUAAAUUUUAUAUAUUUGAGUCAAAACUUUUGUAGGGAUAUUGUUCUCUAAAGUUAUCAAAUUAUAGUUUUUGAGAUAUUCAUUUGGAAAAGUAAUAUAUUCAUCCAUUACAAUUGCUUGAAUAUUAGUUAGAGAUAUCCUUCAUAUGCUAUUAAGGGCAUACGAUACAAUUUUGAUCCCACAGUGAUUUUUUUACGAAAAUUUGCAUACAAGCUAUUUUUCACCUAGUAAAUUCAAAUAUGUAAUAAAAAAUAUACCUUCAUUUGCUUCUUUAAGAGAUAAAUGAGGUCGAAAUUUUAGACAUUUACUAAAAAUUUUGGUUUUUUGGACAUUUCUACCCUUUGGAUAGACAUAACUAACUUUUUUGUUUCAAAAUAAAAACACAAGCGAAUUUUUGUAACAACAUUUGGAAAAUCUUCUUUACAUAAGUAUGCUCUAACUUUGUAUAACAAUUCUUUGGAAAUAUUUAAUUUUUAUCAAAGUUACAUGAUUUUAGAAAAAUAACGGCAUGUUUUGCUGUAUAUUUAUCUUAUUCAAAAAAAAUUCAUCAGUGACUUUUUCAUAAAAAUUGGUACAAAUAAUCUUCAUACGAAAAAAAACCUAAUGUCAUUUUAAAAAAGAGGGGUCCAUGAACUCGUUUUCAAGUUAAAUCAGUCGAAAAAUGCAUCUUUUCCCGAUAUGUCACAGUUUGACGUCACGAAAAUAACAUUUAACGUUAGCAACGUCAUUACCUCCCCU
This is a messenger RNA of Mytilus californianus (California mussel), 7487 nucleotides long. RefSeq lists its product as uncharacterized. The transcript has 29 exons. The coding region runs from base 281 to 3808 and encodes 1175 amino acids. NCBI's taxonomy places the organism in Eukaryota, Metazoa, Mollusca, Bivalvia, Mytilida, Mytilidae. The record is from RefSeq and is a predicted model, not a curated record.